This is a messenger RNA of Saitoella complicata NRRL Y-17804, 1684 nucleotides long. RefSeq lists its product as uncharacterized. Lineage: Eukaryota; Fungi; Ascomycota; Saitoellomycetes; Saitoellales; Saitoellaceae. The record is from RefSeq and is a predicted model, not a curated record. The transcript has a single exon. Bases 97 to 1587 code for a protein of 496 amino acids.
CGUACACAAAACAAAACAAACAACACCCCCGACACCGACUCCAGCCCCUUCGACAAGCCUGAGGACGGCAUACACUCUGUCUAAAUGUCACGGUAAAUGUCCAGACGGCCGACAAAGUCCUUCUUUGACGCGGAUCACGGAAAGAAACCGGCAUACUACCCGCGCAAGAACGGAUACUACCAGAAUCAGAACCACGGCCAGUACGCGAACUAUCCUCAUUAUAACACAGUUCAGCAGCAGCCGGAUUUGCAGAAGAGGGUGUUUACGGGUGUUCAGAUAUCGAAGAAUACGAUGAACAAGCUCCAGAGCUUCGCCUUCCAGAAACCUGCUGCCCCUGGCGGAGCCGAGAGUGCGGAGGAUAAAAGACCGCCAUCGUCGAAGAGGAAGGCUGAUGAGAUGGAUACGACGUCUGAUAAGCCUAUGCAACCACCUCAGACACCGGCACCGACGCGUUUCAACUUGUCACAGCUUGUUAACUCGACGCCGUUGAAGGAUCGCCUCCCGGAUACGGGUGAGACGCCGGACAAUGAAGCAAAGAUUGGGUGGAAAAUGUCGCCGGUACUGAAGGCUGCGGAUCUGAAGGAUAUUAGUGCUCAGGACCUGCGGGAUUUUUUGGGCACGGGCGAAAAGGGGCAUGGCUCAGUCACGGAAAGUCCCAACCCCGCCGAAGAACUAUGGAACCGCUACGAUUCCCAACGACCCGCAAACUCCGUCAUUCCCGCCCUCGACCUCUCCUCACCACCAACGCCUGCCCGUGCCAUCCCUCGGCCUCUCCGCCGCACCGGUCUUCACCGCUCACGGAGCCUCAAUACAGUCACUGGCGAAGAUCUAGGCGGAAGUGCACCGAAGCGAAGACGAAUUCAAACGUUUGAUACACCGGAGGGAAGAGAAGGGCCGUUAGGUAGGGUUGCGGGGUUGGUGGAGAAGGUGAAGCAGAGUCAGUUGAGGAAGAGUAUGAGUGAGAUGAGUCCGUUGAGGGAGAUGUUGAACAACGCGUCGAUUAACUCACCUGCUGCUGGGCCGGCACAUCCGCUUCAGCAGGAGCAUCGGGCGGGGAAUGGGGAAGGUGAUGAGAGUAUGGGCAUGGAUGAGGAUGAUGAGUUUGGUGAUUUGGAGCUGGGUGAGGAGGAGAUGGCUAUUCUUGCGAACGUGGAGUUUGCUGCUACGCAGAAGAUGGCACAGCAAUCUCAGCGUCAAGGUCAAGGUCAAGCACAGACGACUGAUGACGCCAGUGACUAUAUGCCCUCGAGUCCAUUGGCGAAGAUGAGUCAACGGAUGGCGAUAUCGCCGAAGAAACAGCAGCAGAUACAGCAGGCGAUUGGCGAUAGAACUCGUCCGCCGCCGCCAAAUCCGCAAAGUGAGGAUUAUGGGAGUGAUAUGGAUAUGGAUUUCGAAGCGGAACUGCAGAAGUACGACACUCCAACUGGACAGGCGGCACCACAAGGAGCAGCUCCCUCAGGCCCUACCGGCGCACCAGCAAACCUUACACAAGAUGAUGUGGAGGCAUUGAUGGACGGAGUUGACUUCGAUGAAUGGGACGAGGGCGUCAGCGAGAUCCUCGACCAAAAGGUCCGAUCUGCUACUUGAUCUCUCCACCGCUAGCGUACAAAAACUGACAUGAUGCUUAGUAGCUAAAGAAAAGUGUUCGACGCUCAAUCAUUAGCAGAUACCUCGUCAAAGCCAU